Molecule: messenger RNA, 1937 nt
Organism: Populus trichocarpa (black cottonwood)
Lineage: Eukaryota; Viridiplantae; Streptophyta; Magnoliopsida; Malpighiales; Salicaceae
Product: omega-6 fatty acid desaturase, chloroplastic
Exons: 10
Coding region: 357-1691 (444 amino acids)
Biological process (GO): lipid metabolic process
Molecular function (GO): oxidoreductase activity
Source: RefSeq, a predicted model, not a curated record
AAAAAUGUAACAAGUAGGUAUGAAGGAACAAAAGGCUAGCAGGGCUGCUGGAAUUCUAUCCACAACAUUUGGCGAGGGGCGACCACAGACAGACACAGUGACGGACUUCUCUUUAUUAGCUGUUAGCACUAUAAAUCAAGGCCACGAACCGACUUCCGAAACCCUAUUUCUUGGUCGGUUUCUUUUGUCUUAAAACCAGAGAGAAGAGGAGGGGACAGGAAAGGAAAGCCCAUCCUUUCUUUCUUCUCUCACAGUUACAUUCAGGCUCAAACCAACAAAGGGAAAGGCCAGUUAGUGCCUGUUAAGAGGGAAAGAGGGUUUCUUUUGUGCUGGAAUUCCUGCAUUUCUGCUAAAACAUGGCUUGCAGAAUUGCAGACCCUUCUGUUUUCCUCUUCACGGGUCCUCAUCAAAGAAUAAGGAGCCAAAAGAUUGCAACCCAUUCCGCUCCAUGUAUGACAGGCAACUGGCAUUUAACAUGGGACAGGCUUCUUGUGAAGGGAGAGAAUCAUAAGAAAUGGGUGAUUCCCAUGAGAAGAACUAGAACUGUACAAGCUGUGGCUGCUCCAGUGGCACCAUCUUCCGCAGACAGUGCAGAGUAUAGAAAACAGCUGGCAGAAAGCUAUGGCUUCAGGAAAAUUGGAGAACCACUCCCUGACAACAUUACAUUAAAGGAUGUCAUGGAUACACUCCCUAAAAAGGUGUUUGAGAUUGAUGAUAUGAAAGCAUGGAAGUCAGUUUUAGUAUCAGUCACUUCAUAUGCAUUUGGGCUCUUUAUGAUUUCAAAGGCCCCAUGGUAUCUACUUCCCUUUGCUUGGGCAUGGACAGGGACUGCUGUUACUGGGUUCUUUGUUAUAGGCCAUGAUUGUGCUCACAAAUCAUUUUCAAGGAACAAAGUAGUGGAAGACAUUGUGGGAACUCUGGCAUUUCUGCCGUUAAUUUACCCAUAUGAGCCAUGGAGGUUUAAGCACGACAAGCAUCAUGCGAAAACAAACAUGUUAGAGGAAGAUACAGCUUGGCAUCCUGUGUGGAAAGCAGAGUUUGAUUCCUCGCCUAAUUUACGCAAGGCAAUUAUAUUCGGAUAUGGCCCAUUUCGGCCUUGGAUGUCUAUAGGUCACUGGUUGAUAUGGCACUUCAAUUUAAAAAAGUUCAGAUCAAAUGAAACCCAGAGGGUGAAGAUAAGUUUGGCAUGCGUCUUUGGGUUUAUGGCAGUCGGUUGGCCUUUGAUUAUCUAUAAAGCAGGGAUCAUGGGAUGGAUCAAGUUCUGGUUAAUGCCAUGGUUAGGCUAUCACUUCUGGAUGAGUACUUUCACAAUGGUGCAUCAUACGGCUCCUCACAUCCCUUUCAAAUCUUCAGAUGAGUGGAAUGCGGCUCAGGCCCAGCUUAAUGGAACAGUUCAUUGUGAUUACCCCAGUUGGAUUGAGAUCCUCUGUCAUGAUAUCAAUGUACACAUACCCCAUCAUGUUUCAUCGAGGAUACCACACUAUAAUCUACGGAUGGCUCAUAAAUCUCUUCAAGAAAACUGGGGAAAGUAUUUGAAUGAGGCUAAAUGGAAUUGGCGUUUGAUGAAGACAAUAAUGACAUUGUGCCAUGUUUAUGAUAAGGAGGAAAACUAUGUUGCUUUUGACCAGCUUGCUCCUGAAGAAUCUCAACCAGUCGCAUUCCUUAAAAGAGUGAUGCCUGAUUAUGCUUGAUUUUUUGUGACUCGUCAUGUCUGUUGUCUUUGGCGCUUUCUUAUCUGUUACCUUUCUAUACUGGGUCAAAUUAGGUAUGCCAUCCCAGUUUUUUACAUGAUCUUGCUGGUUUUGAACCGUUCUUUUUUACAUUUCUAAUCAAAACUAGAGGGUAAUAAUCUCAAUGAAGAAGCUCCCUGGAAGUUCACUUUUGCUUUUUUGUAUAAGAAAAAAAAUAUUAUAAAGAGGAGUGCCAUUUGAUUGUUA